AUGAAGCCAUUAAAAGCAACUAAAAGCGUGCGUUCUAUAAGAUCUACUCGUUCUUUGAGAUCUACAAAAGGUUUUGUGGAACCAAAAGUUGAUGUUUGUAGCUUAGAUAAUAUAUUACUUGUUGCUUGUGUUAAGUUUAACUGCCCUUACUCAGUGUUAAUAAGGAAGGAAACUAAAGAAGACGAGUACUACAAGUCCUUAAAGCAACCAGAAAGUAAAGCUAAACAUAAGCGUACGGACGUAGAUGCUCAAAUUAAAUCACAGGCAUCCAAUAUUGCCGAUACCGUAAUAUCUGAUGAAAUUCCGUCUUUGAUUUCCACGACCUCUUUACCUCCAAAUUCUAUAACAAUCACAAUGAUAUAUGACCAUUUCAAUACUUUGACAGAAAUAUGUAUAUGCCAAGCCAAGGUAAUACCUAGAAUCCUGCUGAUAAUUAUUGGUUUAUUAGUACCGCAUUACAGAAACUUAACAAAGUUUACUAUAACGAAGUCACAUAUAGAUUUAUACACCAUAUAUGAGUUAAGUAAAAUCCUAAAAGCAUCAACCAUCACUGAUUUAUGUCUUGAUGGAUCCCCUUUGCGUGGAGCUGAUUAUUCAAAGCUUUUAGAAGGUACGAACCUUCAAAAUCUAUCUUUAUGCAGAUGCAACAUACACGACGAUACUUGUAAAUUGAUUGCUUCGAAAUUAUGUUACACAGCUUCUGGACAGAAUUUAUUGCUUUUAAAUCUAUCGUCCAACCACGUAACAGAUGAGGGAGCGAAAGAUAUAGCUUAUGCCCUGAGAACUAAUAGACAUUUGCGGUAUUUAAAUUUAGCUGACAACCACAUUACUGAUGACGGUGCCGGAUACAUUUUAGACGUGUUAAUAGAAUUCUCUUUGAGCUAUGAUGAAAUAUUAAAUAUGCGACAAAGACGCAUUGAGUAUUUUAAAUGUAAGGAAUCUUUAUAUGCAAAAUAUUUAGCUGAGUGUCGAAAUAGUUCAUUUGAUGAAAUCAGUCAAAUUAGUCGUAAAUCUUCAGUUAAAAGACGCAAAACGUCAACUACAACACUUAGAAGUAAAAGCAGUGCCAAGAAAGAUAAAGAAAGGCCUAGUACAGCAAGUGCAACUGAAGACUUUUUUAAAACAAAGGCAGAGAUGAUGACUGCAGAAAUUUUAGGACCUUAUGAGAAUCCUUUUCAUCCAGAGAGCAUAAAAAUUGUAGAUAACUAUGUUUACUCUCUCGGAAAUAUGACUCUUGCUUAUUUGAAUUUGGCUUACAAUGACUUAUCCUACAUAUCAAUUAAAAAAAUACACAAAGUAAUAUUGUAUCAAAAUAGUAUAAGCAUGCCCAAUCAUAGAGGCCUUAUAAAGAUUGUUAUUGAUGGAAACAAUUUACCUCUGCACUGUACAGACAUGACAAAUAUUGAAAAUUUAAUGAUGAGAAAUUCGUGGCGAUUUAGUAGCAAGAUAGCUGAUAUGAAUCGUCGCAAAGCUCGUAAAGUAGAAAAUGAA
This is a messenger RNA of Brenthis ino (lesser marbled fritillary), 1491 nucleotides long. The record is from the annotation of a GenBank genome assembly. Lineage: Eukaryota; Metazoa; Arthropoda; Insecta; Lepidoptera; Nymphalidae.